AUGCAAACCGGACACCCAGAAGAUGCGAUCGCUGAGAAGAUCCUCAAACGUGCAGAAAUUGCAAGAAUUACCAGACAGCUGAAGAAUAAGUUGUUCAAAGCAGGCAUGAAGGUGAGGGAAAGUCAAGGAAAAUCCUUAACUUCUUCGUCUCCACUCGACAAUUCUGAUCCCUUGGUUUCGGAAAGUUCGCCUACAACUUCUCCCUUGAAACGGAAAUCUUCGGAUGAUGAAGAGGCUUUUUCAUCGCCAGCAAAACGCGCACAUCACGCUAACAUCCCAUCCUCUCCAUUCUACCCUUCAAACACUCCGAUAAACUACUUGUCAGUUGAGCGAUCUCCUACGCGGCAAAAGGUCGAUAUCGCGAUUCCGAAAACCCCUCCUUUGGGAAACAAAGUUAUCCUUGAUGAUAUUGCUCUCACAAAAAGUGCAGGUGCACACAAAGAAAGCUUGACUGGGUCAGCUCAUUCCGUGUAUCAGUCGGCAUUGUUUUCUACUCCUAAGAGCUCCAAAACCAAAAAGGCUUUCGAGUUCAAAACCCCAAAUUCAAAGUACGUGAACGAAAAUGAGGAAGGCGCAGAUUUGCUACUCUACCUUUCCAACUCGCCUGCAAGGACUGUUAACUCCAAGGAAGGUAAAGAACAAUCGACAUUCUUGAAUAUUCCAACAACGCCGAAAUCCAGUCAUGCCUCUAUGCUCAAUUUAUCUAGUACGCCAAAUCUGGGCAUAGAAUCCACUCCUCCUAGAGGAACAUCAACUGCGCUUCCUUUUUCCACUCCUUCGCUGCUACAACCGCCCAGCACGCCAGGAAACUCAUCUAUUUUGGGUGCCAAACUUUUCGGAGCUACCAAAAAUGGGUCAAGAACUCCUGCUUUUAGUAUGUCUGAUUACGUGAGCAUAUUUACUCCAAGUCCAAGACACACUCGCACGCCAGAGUUUUCACACAGCUUUGUUAAACCAGCUGUUUUAAGCUACUCGAAAGAAUUGAAUGGCAUCACAAAAUCAGAAGAAAGUUGA
This is a messenger RNA of Ogataea philodendri, 1014 nucleotides long. RefSeq lists its product as uncharacterized. The transcript has a single exon. The coding region runs from base 1 to 1014 and encodes 337 amino acids. NCBI's taxonomy places the organism in Eukaryota, Fungi, Ascomycota, Pichiomycetes, Pichiales, Pichiaceae. The record is from RefSeq and is a predicted model, not a curated record.